AUGAUGGGCCUUGUAUCUGGUCGCCGUAGGGCUACAUCUACUACCAGUAGUAGAUCUUCUGGUGAUGCCAACCAGGAUGUCGCCGAGGACGAUACCACCGUUGUUGAGCCCGACCAGGGGAACGUCCUGUCGCACAUCAUCUCGCAGCUCAGACCCGGCGCCGAUCUUAGCAGAGUCGUCUUGCCAACCUUCAUCCUCGAACCGCGCAGCAUGUUGGAACGGAUAACAAAUUUCAUGUGCCAUCCCGAGAUGCUCCUACCCAUUCCCGAAAUCGACGACCCGGUACAGAGAUUCGUGGCUGUAGUUAAGUUCUACCUAAGUGGCUGGCAUAUCCGCCCUCCAGGAGUCAAGAAACCACUGAACCCCGUCCUUGGUGAGAUUUUCACCUGCUACUGGGACUUCCCCGACAAGACGCGAGGCUACUACGUCUCCGAGCAAACAUCACACCACCCUCCCAAGUCGAGUUACUUCUACAUGGUUCCGGGCCAUAACAUCAGGGUUGAUGGCACACUCAAGCCCCGAAGCAAGUUCCUGGGCAACUCUGCCGCGAGUAUGAUGGAGGGUAUCGCAAUCUUGAGUCUUCUGAAUCGAGGCAAGGAUCCUCAGAGGGGAGAGCGAUAUAUUAUCACUCAGCCCAACAUGUACGCAAGAGGAAUAUUGUUUGGCAAGAUGAAAUAUGAGUUGGGAGACCACAGUUAUGUGCGCUGCCCCGAACUCGACCUUGUGGCCGAUGUCGAGUUCAAGACGAAGGGCUGGGUCAGCGGUACCUACAAUGCCAUUGGUGGAACCAUUCGGAGGGAAAGUACCGGCGAGAUUCUCUACGAGCUGUCGGGUCUAUGGAGCGAAGAGAUGUACCUGCGAGAUGUAAAGACUGGGCACAAAGAGAUGUUCUUCAACGCUUUGCGCGCAAAGGCUAGCCCUCCGAUUGCACGCCCGAUCGAAGAGCAAGAAGAACGGGAAUCACAGAAGCUUUGGGCUGCGACAGCCAAGGCGGUCAAGGAACGAAACCACGAACUGGCCACCAUUGAGAAGACCAAAAUCGAAGACCAACAGCGCGAGGAGGCCGCCAAGCGGAUUAAUGACGGCGUGGAAUGGCAUCCGCGCCUUUUCCGGAUGGUUAGGGGAGGCCCUGGCGGCUCUGAGGAGGGCGAAGAGGAUCUCGAGUGGAUCAUCAACGCAACAAUAGACGGAGAUACACCAGAGAAGCAGGCUGAGCAGAUCAUGGCGAUUUAUCCCAUUGUGAAAGGCCAGCGGUUCGUCGAAAAGAAUCCCAUCCCCCCUCGAUCUCCCAUAGCGAGUCCCAGUAAAGAGGCUCAUUCUCCCGUCAUAACGGCAGACCACGAAAAGCUGGAUCACGAAGAAGCUGGUGCGGAAAAGGAGCCGGUAGACACAGCGCCAAAGGUGCACCCGCCAUUGGAUCCUUCCCAUGAAAGCACCACGGAGAUCCAAACGCUUCUUGUCGCUACGGGUACCGUCGCUAAAGAGGGACCUCUGAUCGAUUUCCACGAAGACAUGGCAAAGGACUUGCCGGCUAUCAAGAAGGUCGACACGGGCGACUCGCAUGACGAGUUUGUGGAUGCGCAAAAUUAA
Molecule: messenger RNA, 1590 nt
Organism: Neurospora tetraspora
Lineage: Eukaryota; Fungi; Ascomycota; Sordariomycetes; Sordariales; Sordariaceae
Product: Oxysterol-binding protein
Exons: 8
Coding region: 1-1590 (529 amino acids)
Biological process (GO): maintenance of cell polarity; piecemeal microautophagy of the nucleus; exocytosis
Cellular component (GO): intracellular membrane-bounded organelle; cytosol; cortical endoplasmic reticulum
Molecular function (GO): sterol binding
Source: RefSeq, a predicted model, not a curated record